This is a messenger RNA of Diospyros lotus (date-plum), 2239 nucleotides long. Its product is annotated as chaperonin 60 subunit beta 2, chloroplastic. Bases 183 to 2003 code for a protein of 606 amino acids. The transcript has 15 exons. Gene Ontology annotation, molecular function: ATP binding; ATP-dependent protein folding chaperone. Gene Ontology annotation, biological process: protein refolding. Gene Ontology annotation, cellular component: cytosolic ribosome; chloroplast stroma. The record is from RefSeq and is a predicted model, not a curated record. Lineage: Eukaryota; Viridiplantae; Streptophyta; Magnoliopsida; Ericales; Ebenaceae.
AGAUUCAGUGGAACCUUCAAGAGCAAGAGCUGCCGUCCGUUGCUCUGCUCUUCUAUAAACCUAAUCGCUCCCCUUCGGAGCAAAGCAAUUGAGAUAAGCCCCUCGCACUAAUUCGCCGUCUUCUUGCUCUCUUCCAGCUUCUCUCUAAAACCCUAGUCGCAUUUUACGAUUCUAAAAAGUAGAUGGCGUCAACAUUUGCUGGUAUGUCGUCUGUUGGCUCUUUGGCGGCGCCUGGUGCCCCGGAUAAGAAACUUGCAACUGCUUCAGGCAAACUGUCAUCUUUCAGUUCCAUAUCUUCAAGCUCAUUUGUUAGGAGACAAAGUAUUGCCCAGCGUAAAACACAUUCUCCAAGAAUAAAUGCCAUGGCGAAGGAAUUGCAUUUCAAUAAGGAUGGGUCAGCCGUUAAGAAGCUGCAAAAUGGUGUGAACAAGCUUGCAGAUCUUGUUGGGGUUACACUUGGUCCAAAGGGCCGGAAUGUCGUUCUGGAGAGUAAAUAUGGCUCUCCAAAGAUUGUUAAUGAUGGAGUGACUGUGGCCAGAGAGGUUGAGUUGGAAGAUCCAGUAGAGAACAUUGGUGCUAAAUUAGUCAGACAAGCGGCUGCUAAGACCAAUGACUUGGCUGGGGAUGGGACUACAACUUCUGUCGUUCUUGCACAAGGCCUAAUAGCCGAAGGUGUCAAGGUGGUAGCAGCUGGUGCAAACCCUGUUCUGAUUACCAGAGGCAUUGAAAAGACAGCAAAAGCUUUGGUUGAUGAGCUUAAGCUGAUUUCGAAAGAGGUAGAAGACAGCGAACUAGCAGAUGUUGCUGCAGUUAGUGCGGGGAACAACUAUGAAGUAGGAAAUAUGAUAGCUGAGGCCAUGAGUAAAGUGGGUAGGAAGGGUGUGGUGACCCUUGAAGAGGGAAAAAGUGCUGACAACAGUCUUUAUGUGGUUGAAGGCAUGCAAUUUGAUCGUGGAUAUAUCUCUCCUUAUUUUGUCACUGAUAGUGAGAAGAUGUCCGUUGAAUAUGAGAACUGCAAGUUACUACUGGUUGACAAGAAGAUUACUAAUGCAAGGGACCUGAUUAACGUUCUGGAAGAUGCCAUAAGAGGUGGAUACCCAAUUUUAGUAAUUGCUGAAGAUAUUGAACAAGAAGCUUUGGCAACACUUGUUGUCAACAGGCUUAGAGGGGCACUGAAGAUUGCAGCACUGAAAGCUCCCGGAUUUGGAGAAAGAAAGAGCCAGUACCUUGAUGACAUUGCAAUUCUGACUGGAGGGACUGUAAUCAGAGAAGAGGUAGGCCUAACCUUGGACAAAGCAGAGAAAGAAGUCUUGGGGCAUGCUGCCAAGGUUGUGCUUACCAAGGACACAACAACAAUUGUUGGUGAUGGCAGCACUCAGGAUGCUGUGAAUAAGCGUGUUGUCCAGAUAAGAAACCUUAUUGAGGCUGCAGACCAAGAUUAUGAGAAGGAAAAGCUUAAUGAAAGAAUUGCAAAACUGUCUGGGGGUGUUGCUGUUAUUCAGGUUGGAGCACAAACUGAGACAGAGCUGAAAGAAAAGAAAUUGAGAGUAGAGGAUGCUCUUAAUGCAACAAAGGCAGCUGUGGAGGAAGGUAUUGUGGUUGGUGGCGGAUGCACUUUACUGAGGCUUGCAUCUAAGGUCGAUGGCAUUAAGGAGAGCCUUGAUAAUGUUGAGGAAAAGGUUGGAGCAGAUAUAGUUAAAAGAGCUUUGAGUUACCCUCUGAAGCUAAUUGCUAAGAAUGCUGGUGUUAAUGGAAGUGUUGUCAGUGAGAAGAUUCUUUCGUCUGAUGACCCAAGAUUUGGGUACAAUGCUGCAACUGGAAAAUACGAGGAUUUAAUGGCUGCUGGAAUAAUUGAUCCAACCAAGGUUGUAAGAUGUUGUCUGGAGCACGCGGCCUCUGUGGCGAAAACCUUCUUGAUGUCAGAUUGUGUGGUGGUUGAGAUCAAAGAGCCCGAACCGGUUGUUGCUGGAAACCCCAUGGACAAUUCAGGAUAUCCACUAUGAAGGGCUUGAAGAUGAUGCAACUGCAAUUUCAUAGUAAACAAAAAUGUAGUGGAUGAGGUUUUUUUAAUGUUCUGUAAAUUCCAUUGUUGAUGCUGGUAGGAAGCAGCCCGGCUUGUAGGAACUUGCAAUUGGAUGUACCUUGUGUAAUGACAAUGGAAGUUGAGUGCAACGGUGAAUUUUCCUACUUUUUGUAUUAAAAAGAUUUGGUGGGUAAUCAAUUUUUGGCCACACGUAAA